AUGGACCUUUCAGUAGGUGAAGAGGUUCGCACCGAACCUGAUGUUGACGAGUCGAUCGAUGCAAGAAUUGAGAGACUGGGACGGGAGCGGCCCCCAGCAUUCGGGUCAAUGUGGUCUGAAGUGGCAUUCGUGUUCAGCAUAAUAAUGUCCCAGAUCAUAACCGAGUAUUUUGUUUCGGGAUUCAAUGUCAUACUACCGACGCUCAUCAAAGAACUCGGGAUUCCUCAAUCAUCCAGCGUCUGGCCAGCUACGGCAUUUUCCCUGGUGAUUGCGAGCAUGCUCCUGGUUUUUGGCAGACUAGGUGACAUGUUCGGGGGCUUCCCUGUCUACGUCGCCGGAUUGACUUGGUUGUUGAUAUGGAGCAUUGUGUGUGGCUUCAGCACGUCUCCUCUCAUGAUGGACUUCUGCCGAGCGCUGCAAGGACUUGGAGCGGCCGCAUACCUGCCAACAGGAGUUAUGCUGAUGGGAAGCGCUUACCGACCUGGGCCGCGCAAGAACCUGGUCUUUGCAUUAUACGGCACCUUUGCUGUCGUCGGGUUUUUUGUGGGGAUACUCUGUGGCGGCAUCGUCGGCCAAUUUCUCAACUGGGGCUGGUUCUUCUGGAUCGGGGCCAUUCUUACCGCCAUUACCGCCGCCACGUCGAUUCUGUCUAUACCGAACGAUCGAAGAGAACGGCGGAGGAACAAAAUUCCCAUGGAUUGGCUUGGUACCGUGACGAUGGUGCCCGGCACAUGCUCAACGGCGGUGGCAGGAACCUUUGAUCCCGACCUUGUUUGCCUUGGAUGCAUAUUGCUUUUGAUCGCAAUAUACGUGGAAGGUUGGGUAGCCAAAUUCCCUUUACUACCCGGUGAUAUCUUCACUGUCCCAUGCAUGGUGCAACUCGUUCUUGCGAUGCUACUUCUCUACGGCAACAUCGGCAUUCUUUUGCUUUACGGCACCCUGUAUUUUCAGAAUAUCAUGAGCGCCACGCCUAUUCAGGUCGUUGCAUGGUGGACGCCGAUGGUGGUCGGGGGAGUCAUCUUGAGCACCAUGGAAGGGUUCAUCCUCCAUCUGGUGUCGGGCCGCCUGCUCUUGAUUCUCUCAUGCCUCGGGGCGAUUGGGUCCCAGCUCCUUCUUGCUCGAAUUCCAGAGGGUGGAAACUAUUGGGCUUGGAUCUUUCCAGCAUGCGUCCUGGGUACUGUCGGCAUUGACCUCUCGUACAAUCUCAUGGCCGUCUUCAUCACCACGCAGAUGCCCAAGGCGCGACAGGGGCUGGCAGGUGGGCUGAUCAACUCGGUCCUGCAGCUGGGCUUCGCUCUGCUUCUGGGCUUCUCCGACAUUAUCCAGUCGUAUACGGUGGACGAGUCCGGACUCAGACAGAGCUACAAGAACACGUUCUGGUUUGGUGUGGGCUGUGGUACUGCUGCCUUGGCGCUGGUCACGGUUUGGGGAAAGGUCCCCAAGGCGAAGAGUGACCUUACUGCAGAUGAGAAGCUGGAGCUACAGCGGGAAGCCACAAGGCUCUCUGAGGCGUGGCGCAGCAGUCCUGGUGGGAUCUGA
Molecule: messenger RNA, 1539 nt
Organism: Fonsecaea multimorphosa CBS 102226
Lineage: Eukaryota; Fungi; Ascomycota; Eurotiomycetes; Chaetothyriales; Herpotrichiellaceae
Exons: 2
Coding region: 1-1539 (512 amino acids)
Biological process (GO): transmembrane transport
Cellular component (GO): membrane
Molecular function (GO): transmembrane transporter activity
Source: RefSeq, a predicted model, not a curated record